GGGAGGGAAGGAAAUGGGUAAAAUUAGGGAGAAAAGAAAUCAUGUGUGGGGCACAUGAUCAUUUAAGUAAGGUCAACACCGGUUUCCGGCGAGUCAACCGUCGGUUUAUCGGUCAAGGUUGUUUUUGACAAAAAAAAAUUUCAUCAAGGUUUGAAGUUGCCCAAAUUUUUUUAAAAGGUUGUCUUUCGCAAAAAAGAGUAUAUAAAAGGUUGUGUUUGACAAAAAACUCUAAUAAAUAUAAUAAGAACAUGAAGGUAUAAAACAAAUAAUUAUAAAAGAACAUGUAUGUAAAUAUUUUAAAUUACACAAGGCCUUUUAAUGCCUUCAUGUUCCAUUAAAACAAACUAAGCCACUUGUUAAAAUCACAAACAUUUGCUGCUUUGUUUUAACUAUUUUUCUCCUUGUUUUGAACCUGACCCAGAAAAAAAUCUCAAACAUUUGCUGCUUAUUUGUAAUUUUUGACUUCAAGCCACUUGUUAAAAUCACAUUCUAAGAAACCCCACUAUAUUAGAAUGUUAGAGGGUUUAUGAACUUUGAAUGAUUUGUGGUUGAUGGUAUGUAAUAUAGUUAAAUGUCUUUCUCUCUUCUUUUUCUUUCUUUCCUUCUUCUCCUUCCACUGAUUCCUCUGUUUUUUUUUUUUUUCUUCUUUCCAUUUUAAAUAUUCACUAAUAUAUUUUUCAAACCAAACUUAUUAUGAAAACCCCUCCUUUCUUAAGUUUCAAAAUUGAAGUUUUAAAACAAUAACAUUUUUUCAAAGUUAAACAAAAAAGAGUUUUAUUGACUUUUUUAGAAAAUAGGUAUGGUUUCUUAACAAACAUAAUAGAUUAAUAUCCUUAGCGUGACUAACUACUAAAAGGCCAAAAAAAAUGUAAAAAAAUGCACCUAAGGCUACUAAAAUAAAAGCCCAAACAAAAAUCACAACUUCUUUCUGGUGUGAACCUGAUAAAAUGACUGCGGCAAUUGUAAACGUCAACACUGCGCCGCGUUAAUUGAAGUAUUGACCUUCUCAAGAUACUACCAGUUCAGAAAGUCUCCGUUGACGAAUCAAAUCGUCUUCUCAAGAUGGAAGACAACCUCCAUGGCCGAGUUAUUGGUCAAGACGAAGCUGUCGAAGCCAUCAGCCGUGCGAUCCGCCGUGCUCGGGUUGGCCUAAAAGAUCCUAACCGUCAGAUUGCCAGCUUCAUCUUCUCAGGUCCAACCGGUGUAGGAAAGUCAGAACUUGCAAAGGCUUUAGCAUCUUACUACUUUGGUUCUGAAGAAUCCAUGGUUCGCCUUGAUAUGAGCGAGUUCAUGGAGAGACACACGGUUUCAAAGUUAAUCGGAUCACCUCCGGGUUAUGUAGGUUACUCCGAAGGUGGCCAGCUUACUGAGGCAGUGAGGCGCCGCCCUUAUACUCUAGUCCUCUUUGAUGAAAUUGAAAAGGCUCAUCCCGAUGUUUUCAACAUGAUGCUUCAGAUUCUUGAAGAUGGAAGGCUAACCAAUAGCAAGGGCAGAACUGUAAAUUUUAAGAACACCCUUAUGAUUAUGACCUCAAAUAUUGGAAGCAGUGUGAUUGAGAAGGGUGGUCGGAGUAUAGGAUUCGAUCUAACGUACAAUGAUCACGACAACAAUUAUAACAGAAUAAAGAACCUGGUUAUUGAGGAGCUUAAGCAAUACUUUAAGCCUGAGUUUUUAAAUAGGUUUGAUGAUAUGAUUGUGUUUAGGCAGCUUACAAAGUUGGAAGUCAAGGAGAUUGCAGAUAUCAUGUUGAAGGAAGUUUUCAGGCGGCUUGAAACCAAGGGCAUUGAUAUUCAAGUGACUGAGAGUUUUACACAGAGAGUAGUCGAGGAUGGUUAUAGUCCAAGUUAUGGAGCGAGGCCGCUGAGGCGAGCUAUCAUGAGGCUUUUGGAGGAUAGCAUGGCUGAGAAGAUGCUUGCAAGAGAAAUUCAAGAAGGUGAUUCAGUUAUUCUGGAUGUUGAUUCUAGUAGAAAUGUCAUUGUGCUUAAUAGUAGUAAUAAUAAUUCCAGCUUGUUUUCUGAGUUGCUUCUAGUGUGAAGUUUAAAUGUAUAGUAAAAUAUUAAAAAAAAAAUCUACUAUAUAAUUACAAAGUUUUUUUUUUUGCUAACUUCUCAACCAAUCACUCCAAAAUCGCAAUUAAGUAGGUGCACCAGAGAGCACGCAACUCUUGAUGCACCUGUCCAAAAUGAUAUUGGCAAAUCUAGGGAUGAGAGCAUAAUGAUGAUUACAAAGUUUUGUCUGAUCUGUCGAUUCUCGACUGUCGGCAUGGAGAUUUUGGGGUCUGGUGUAACAUAAUGGGGUAUGAAAAUUUAUGACUAACAUUACUAAUGAUGAUGAUUGAUCAAUGAUCAAUAGUCCACAAAUUCGGAUAAUCCAAGUUAAGGCUAUGUUUAGUUCACCUGAAAUUUUCUGAUCUGAACUUAUUUUUUCUGAUCUGAUCUGAACUUAUUUUUUCUGAUCUGAUCUGAUCUGAUUACAAGAUCUUAUCUUUCAGAUUUCUCUCAAUAUAUAAGAAAAAAUAUAGUCAUGUGGGGUCUUGAUUGAUACGUCUCAAUGAGUACUUUAUUAAUAUUCAAUUAUUAUAAUUUUUACUAAUAUGUAAUGAAAGAUAUAAUGAUUUUUAAAUAUAAGCAUGAUCUGAACUGAUCUGAUCUGAACUUAUUUUUCUGAUCUGAUCUGAUCUGAUCAGAUCUGAUUAGAUCUGAAAUAAGCAAAAAUAAGGUGAACUGAACAUAGGCUAAGGCACAAAGGUAUCAUAAACUGAAGUAUAAAAAUAAUUCUUUGGUAACUAAAGUAUUAUUGAAAAUAUUGAUAAUGAUAUAAUAAUGAUAUGGUCUUUUGUUAAAUAUGGAAGAAUAAAGUUCUACAUGUGUUGGCUCACUUCCAUCAACUGAAAUGUGGAGAACAACUUCGAGAGGAUGACGUCCCGGAUAUUGUAUUUUCGUUGGCCGUCAAAGAUCUAUUAAUAAUUAAUCUCCUUUGGAUGGAUUUCUCUUUGAAAGAAAAGGUUUCCUGGUGAUUUUUGAUUAUGAUAUCGUUUUCUAAGAAUUUGUAUUGAAUCUCAGGAAAAAAAAAAAUAGAGAUUUUGUGACUUGUUAUGUGGUGUUCAAAAACGAUAAUCACUUUAAAUCUGAAGAGAUGCGUGAUAGUCAACAGUAGCCUAACAAACAAACAACUCAAUAUAUAUUUUUGAGGGUUGUUCACACCAUUUUCAUCAUUUUCUUGUAAAAGUCAAACUAAUUUAUAUAUGAGAACGUAUUGUGUCGGACUCGUCCGACCAUAAUCUUGGUCGGACGACUUUCAGGUGGUUCCAAUUUUUUUUCAGGUAGUCUUCAUUUUUUUUCAGGUAGUCUUCAUUUUUUUUCAGGUAGUCUUCUUUGUUUUUCAGUUGGUUUUUGUGCUUCAGUUAGACUUACUUGGGUUUCAGUUGGUCUUUAUUCUUUUUCAGGUAGUCUUUAUUUUUUUUCAGGUAGUCUUCAUUUUUUUUCAGGUAGUCUUCUUUUUUUUCAGUUAGUCUUCUUUUUUUUCAGUUGGUUUUUGUGCUUCAGUUAGACUUACUUGGGUUUCAGUUGGUCUUUAUUCUUUUUCAGGUAGUCUUCAUUUUUCUUCAAGUAGUCUUCAUUUUGUUUCAGUUAGUCCAACUGAAAGAAAACAAAGUCCAACUGAAAGAACACAAAGUCCAACUGAAAAAAAACAAAGUCCAACUGAAAGAAACAAAAGUCCAACUGAAAGAAAACAAAGUCCAACUGAAAAGAAAACUAACCUCUACUUUAUCUCACUUUCUCCUUCUUCUUCAUUCCUUAUAAAUACUCUUCCGCACAGGCCCCGUUAGCUCAUUAUCAUUAGCUUCUACAAUUGCAUCUUCUUUUAUCAGAAACCUGGGAUCAGAAUUUUUGUGUUUCCCUCUCCAUGGCUUCACCUUCGUUGUCGUUUGUUGUUGUUUAGCACUUGCACUUAGAUGAACUGAUAUGAAAUUAUUUAACUACUUUCAAGGCUUGCAAAUGUUUCCUAUUUGUUCACGUGAACAAGUAACCACAAUAGGCUAAUAUUUG
Beta vulgaris subsp. vulgaris (sugar beet) is the source of this 4049-nucleotide messenger RNA. RefSeq names its product chaperone protein ClpC, chloroplastic. The transcript has 2 exons. The record is from RefSeq and is a predicted model, not a curated record. Gene Ontology annotation, cellular component: cytoplasm. Gene Ontology annotation, biological process: cellular response to heat. Gene Ontology annotation, molecular function: ATP binding; ATP hydrolysis activity. Bases 1063 to 2034 code for a protein of 323 amino acids. NCBI's taxonomy places the organism in Eukaryota, Viridiplantae, Streptophyta, Magnoliopsida, Caryophyllales, Amaranthaceae.